Messenger RNA from Carassius gibelio (silver crucian carp), 5454 nucleotides. Its product is annotated as caspase-8-like. The transcript is spliced from 5 exons. Lineage: Eukaryota; Metazoa; Chordata; Actinopteri; Cypriniformes; Cyprinidae. The record is from RefSeq and is a predicted model, not a curated record. The coding region runs from base 1696 to 2754 and encodes 352 amino acids. Gene Ontology annotation, biological process: proteolysis; apoptotic process; regulation of apoptotic process. Gene Ontology annotation, cellular component: cytoplasm. Gene Ontology annotation, molecular function: death effector domain binding.
UUAUGUUUUAGAAGAAGUAUCUAAUGCUCGCCAAGGUUGCAUUUAUUUUCAUCACCAAAACGGUAAUACGUUUUUGGAAAAAUAUACUAUACCCCAUUAAAGCAAGAGCACACUGCAGCUUCCGCUUGACCAAAAACGUGGUUUUCCUGAACAACUGCUGGAACCUUAACCAGAUCAUUUGUAAUUAGAAAUAUGCUAGUAUUUGUUAGAAGUGGGUCUGAAUGAUUGGAUUGUUUCUCUCACCUGGCUGAGGUCUUCCAGCAGGAUUUUGAGUGCACUUCGACUGACAGAGCCCCUGUCACUCUCCUGAUUGCCACCGUAGCUCUCAGCCAGUCGGAACAGAGCUGCAAAAGAGACAAACACAGACAAUCUAACAACCUAGCAACAUUAUUUCAUCCUGAAAGAUAGAUUUAAUCUGAAGAGGAGGUGAAGUGAAUGUGGAACAGACCUCUCUGUUUAGCUGAGAGAGUGUCUCCACAGAGGGCGAUCAGCGCGGCCUCCACCGACCGGAGCAGAAUAACACCAGUUUGCUCUCUAAAAGAAAGCAGAAAGUUUGAAGUGCACAUGCAUAAACACAAAAACAGACUAUACAAUGUCGAAUCAAUAGAGUUAUCUUUCACCUGUCAAACAGUUUAAAGAGAAGCCUGGUGGUUUGAUCUGUGGCUUCAGGGACCAUCUCAUCAGGAAAUUCAUGUGAAAUGCUCUGGAAUAGAUCUUCUAGAUACUGCUGUACAUCUUCUUGAGCAAGACUAAUCACUGGUCCCCCAGAACUGCUUAAAGUAUUUAGCACUGGGCGCAAAUCCUGCAGUGACACCAGAUGCACUGGAGAUUGAAAUGAAAGACUCACUAUGAGAUGAAAAUGGCAGGUGGGUGAGAUAUAUAAUAUAAUACUAAUGCACCCAGUUGUAUUUCACAUAAAUUAAACAUGGAAAAACUCACUCUGACAUAGUUUUUGUAACGUGCGAAGCUUUAGAGCAGCUCGAUACACUGCGGAACGAACUUCAUUUGGACCUUUUAUGGGAGAAAUAAAUGACACAUGAAAAGACCUCAAAAGAGAAGACUAACAAUAAUAGCAUUCAGUGCAAAACACAACUUGUUACAAUAAACUGAUGGGAUCUACUUUGAUAAUUGUAGGCUAUUUAAAAAAAUAAAAAUAUAGUUGCGUUGAUCUGAAAUUGUGCUAAUUUCAUUGUGAACACACACUCAAUUAAUAUAUAGCCUAUCUUAUUAUCUACAAGCCCUCUCCAGGAGCUACUUUAUACACAAACAUUAAUUGCCAUUUUCAAUCUUUUAUUAAUGCAAAGAGGGAUCAAACUUACCAGUGUUAUCCAAAUCCAUAACAGUCCACUGCUCAUUAAGCCACUAGUUUAUUUCUAGACAACUGGGAAAAUAAAAAAGUAGUACACUUUUAUUUACAUUUUAGAGUUAUUGUAGGCCAAAUGCUUUUUAUUACACUUUCAUUUACAUUUUGUUGUAAAUACUGUUUAUAAUUCCUAUAAAUAAAGUAUUUUUAUAUAUAUAUUUUUUAAGUUAAAUUAUUACUCUUUCAUUGACUAUUUACAGCGGUCGAGCGAAUAGAAGACUUGGCAACCUUGACUAUCUGGCAACCCCACAGUUAUUGAUCUAGGCGCGGUCACUCGAUUUUCGAGGGAAAACAUCAUCUGAUAAAACGUUCUUCAGUGCAGAUUUUAAACUAUGUGCGAAAAAGAAUCAUUUAACAGAAUUCUCCAAAAUAAAACUUUCCUCUUGGAGGCUUUAUCUGAAGAUCCCGAUAUCAUCUUGCAGCAUGUGCAGGAGGCUGAACUUAUUACACUCCGUGACUACAGGAACCUCUCAGAUAUUAAAAAAAGAGAGGAGAAAGUCAUCAAACUACUUGACAAAAUCAUGGGAAGGGGGGAGGAAACUUGUCACCAGUUCAUAGACCUUUUAAGACAGGACUUGAUAUUGGAAAUGUAUCCAAAAUUAAAGGUUCAUGCCGUUACUGCUCUUCCAGCCAUGCCACACACCUUUCCAGUGCAGGAGGUCUCUCAAUACAAAAUAGAACAAAUUCCACGUGGUAUCUGUGUAAUCAUCAAUAAUGUGGAUUUUGCAACAAUGGAUGUAAGAAGGGGAUCAGAUGAGGACCAAAAGUGUCUUGCCGAAGUAUUCCGCUGGCUGGGGUUUGUGGUGGAGGAGCACAGAAAUAAAACUGCAGCUGAGAUGAAGUAUCUCCUCAAGGAGGUGGGGAAGACAGUACAUGGAGACUGCUUUGUGUGCUGCAUCCUCUCCCAUGGCAUAGAGAAAGGAGUCUGUGGAACCGAUGGUGCUGUUAUUUCUGUCGAUGAAAUACGAGAGCCUUUCAAUGGCAAUAACUGCCAGAGGCUAGCUGGCAAGCCCAAGCUGUUCUUCAUACAAGCAUGUCGUGGGAAAAGAAAUCAGCAACCUGUGCAAGUCCAAGCGGAUGCUCCAGAUGAUGGAGAGUCAGAGAUGGAGGAGGAUGGUGAUAAUUUUGAUAUCACAAUCCCGGUUGACACGGAUUUCCUUAUUGCCAGGUCAACCAUUGAUGGUCAUCUUUCUUAUAGAAGCCCAAAAGGGGGCUCCUGGUUUAUUCAGUCACUCUGCCGAAAUCUACAGGAGCUUUGUCCAAUGGCUACAGACAUCCAGACCAUCCUGCUUCGUGUGAAUAAUGAGGUUAGUAGUCAGGGAUUCAGGGGCAAACAGAUGCCCGUCCAAGAAGUCGCCAUGAGGAAGAAGCUGGUCCUGCUGCCAGCGUGAACCACUGAAAGCUCCUACAGCAUACGGCAUUGCUUGAUAUGAAUUAUGUUUUAAAUAUUUAUAAUGUUCUUAAAAUUUGUUUUUAAAUCAGGAACGGCACUGGUUACUUGAAGGGAAUCAUGAGCCAUUUGAGAUAAAACAAUUUUUUAAGUUUUAUAAGUUUUAUAAGUAACUUUUUACUGCAUUUUUGCAUGUCAUUUUACUGUCAUUUUAAUCUGUAUACAAUUCAUAUACACCGAUCCAGGUAUUUUACAAUUAAAUAGUCUUUAAAUAUGGUAAUUUAAUACAUUUAGAAUAGAAUGCAUUUUGAUAUUAUAUUACUCAGUCAUCUGCAAUGCAACACAUAUGCAUAAAUAUGUAGUGUAGGAGAACAGAAAACGUAUGCAUCAAAUGUAGAUUUAACAAAAGAGCUGUUAUUACUACAAACUAGUUUGUGAGUAAUGCAUGAAUUAAGCAAGAUAACAUGAACCUAAUUCAAAUUCUCGACAUACUGUAGAUGUGUUAAGACGUGCCAUCAACUUGAAUAAUUCUGUUGUGGCAGUACUUCCUCCUCAAGAUCAGUAUUCUCCUCUUCCUGUAACUGCAAUAAUAAUCUUAUAAUUUAUGCUAAACAGUAAUAUAAGAAAAAAACUUACAAAUUAACCAUUUCUUUUUGUCAUAGUGUGCUAUUGUUAUGGUGCUUUAUCGGUGCAGUAAGACACAAACCCUGCUGGUUUUAUCCCAACUUGUUUCACAGGGAACAGUUUUCUACUGUGCACUGAAAUUACACACUAAUUGUAACAUAAAAACACAGCUUUAUCAUUCUGAAAUGGAUAUAUAUAUAUAUUAUAUAUAUAGAUAUUAUCAUAACCAAAAUGUGAAUAUUAGGACCUUUUAAAAUGUAAUUCUCGGGCAUUAGUUAGAUCUUAAAAAGGCAUGUCUAUAGUGACUACAAAUAGAGCAUUUCGCGCAUAAAGAGCGAAUGGUGCUUUUUGUGCAUUUAGCGUUUGACGCGAAUUCGCGUCUGCCGCCAGAGUUGAAAAAUUUGAACUUUGGCGUCAAUUCGCGCCGCAUUAACCAAUCAGGAGCCUGCUAGGAGUCACUCAUUCAACAGUAUGUUCCUGCAGCCUCAGGUUGUGCAGGAAUACCCUUCUCCACUCAUUCAACAAGGAGGAACGACUGAUGUGGUCAGUGAGCAGUCAACGGGAGCUAUAUGACAAAAGUUCAUAUUUCUAUAGAGACAGGAAUAAAAAGGACAUAUAUAUAUAAAAAACAUAUUAAUAGAUAAAUUGAAUAAAGGCCAAAGAUAAGAAACGUUUCAUUUUACCCCAAACAAAUUAUAUUUGAUCUUGAACCACUAAAGAGACAUCAGAGCCAGCGGCAAAUGACAGAAGAUCUAGCCGAGGUGAGGCUGCUCUCGGUGGAUACAUGAUGACGGAGCUCCCGCUGAUCGCAUGGAGCUCAUCUCCGAAAUCGGUCAAACACAUUUUUUAAAUAGACGCUGUCAUUAUAAAUAAACUGCAUAUUUGAGUUUAAAACAACUACAUUCUCGCCUGAAAUACUUUUAAAACUACAUUUCAUGACACAAUAACAGUAAUAUUUUGAAAAUUAUCUGAAUAAAAAUGGCGGUUGAAAAUUCUGCGUGAACUCAGCUGGCAGAAGCCCCCCCCCAUGACGCGAAUUCGCCUUUGUUGUGAAGUUAAUUUCACGAAUGAAACAAACUGCUCGCGCGAAUGGUCUCAAAAUGGUCAAGCGGCAAACUAGACGUGGUAGACGCGAAUUUGACACUCUAUUCGCGUUUGGUGUGAACACAGCAUGAAAGUAAACAAGAUCCUUGCAUGGACUUCCCCCCACCUAGCAGAACCAGACUGAAAUUCCUAAGGGGGGCAUUUUAACCUCUGGUCUCCACAGAAUAUCUUUAUGUCAGGGAAUGGCACUGAAACUGUCUUUUAUAGAUGAAGAUUCACCAAAAUGAACUUAAAAAGACUUAUAAAUGAAUAUCAGUCCAUUGCUUAACUCCAUAUUCAUUUAUAUGUAACCCACACAUUUGACUACCAUGUUUAUAAUCACUUACUGUGUAUGUAUUUUAAUAACUAUUAAAUUGAGAACCUCUGGCUUAAGGAUAAAUAUUCAUGUUUAGUAUGUAUUUGUUUGAAUCUGGUUGCUUGAAACGUUUCUGACCGUCAGUUAUUUGUCAAAUGUCAAAUUCUUAGCUUUUGCUAUUUGUCAUGCCUCCUUUUAAGCUUUUAGCUCUUAGCUUGCUUUUAGCUUUUAGCCUGCUUGUAGCUUUUGCUCCUAUUCAUGCUUUCAGUCAUCACUUUAAGCAUUAUUUGAGCGCCGUUCCAGUGUGCGUCGGCCUGCACGCCUUCUGCUACUUAGCCACGAUGAGAAGAAACACCACCUAGUCUCGUCAAACUUUACUUCUGUUCUUUUACUUUAGCUUAUUUUCUUUUCCAUUGAAAUUUCGUUUUAGUUUUGUUUAAAUAAACUAAUAAAGAAGGCAGGUUCUGUCGUAGGGGAGUGUGUUACCCACCUUUGAGGUGAUAAUGCAGGAUAGAAUGAUUGGGAAACUCUAUUCAAUGAUGAAUCAAGAUUGUCAUCCUUUAAAUGAAAUAGUUAGUGACUUUAUGAGUACCCACAGCUUAAGAUUGAUCCAUCCACGUUGUUACAGGGAGCGUUAUAGGAAGUCUUUUUUCCCAACGCCAAUUAGGUUGUACAGUA